AUGACCGGCUUCGACUUCUCCAACUACAACCGCAACGCGGCUCUGCAUGCUAAGGGUGCACCCCUACCAAAAGCUACAAGCACAGGUACAACCAUUGUCGGUUGUAUUUUCGAUAACGGCGUUGUGAUCGCAGCAGAUACCAGAGCAACCAGCGGUCCCAUAGUAGCUGACAAGGUAGCCACGACCUCUCUCUCAUCUCCCAUCAUCGAAUUAAACUGCGAGAAACUGCACUACAUUGCUCCAAAGAUCUGGUGUGCAGGUGCGGGUACAGCUGCUGACACCGAGUUCACCACCGCCCUGAUCAGCUCCAACAUCGAAUUACACGCUCUUUCGACUGGACGACCCCCCCGGGUAAUCACCUGCAUGACAAUGCUGAAACAACACCUCUUCCGAUACCAGGGACACAUUGGCGCGUACUUGGUGGUUGCUGGUGUUGACCCUACUGGCACGGGCCUCUACACUGUCCACGCCCACGGAUCAACGGAUAAACUCCCCUACGUGACCAUGGGCUCUGGCUCGCUAGCGGCCAUGUCCGUCUUCGAGUCUACAUGGAAGCCCAAUCUGAACAAGGAGGAGGCCAUCGCGCUGGCGUCCGAAGCUAUCAAGGCGGGUAUUUUCAACGAUCUGGGGUCCGGCAGCAACGUCGAUGUCUGCGUCAUCGAGACGGACAAGCCCACACAGCUCCUCCGCAACUACAUCAAGCCCAACGAGCGUGGCCAGAAGGAGCGCAACUACCGCUUCCCCAAGGGCACUACCGCUUACCUCAACGAGAAGGUCUAUACCAAGGAGGACUUGAGAAAAUACGUAACAGUGGAAGAGGUUUCUGGCGAUCCCAAUCUGAUGGAGGUGGACUCGUAA
Molecule: messenger RNA, 858 nt
Organism: Aspergillus ochraceoroseus IBT 24754
Lineage: Eukaryota; Fungi; Ascomycota; Eurotiomycetes; Eurotiales; Aspergillaceae
Gene: pup1
Product: proteasome core particle subunit beta 2
Exons: 3
Coding region: 1-858 (285 amino acids)
Cellular component (GO): proteasome core complex
Molecular function (GO): threonine-type endopeptidase activity
Source: RefSeq, a predicted model, not a curated record